AUGAAAAAUCCCAGCAUUUUGGAGCAAGAAAGUCUGGCAUUGCCUGAUCAUAAAAGGCCACAAGCAUUUUGGGGAUCAGCUUGUCUGUUUGCUGGUUGUAUUUCGUUCUUGGGAUUUUUCUUUGCUGCCAUCCUGUCCAAGCUUCUUCCUCCAUUUGAAAAUAAAUUCAUUGCUGCUGUUCAGCAUGACAGGUGUUCCUUCAAUUUCCAUCUACAACAUGGUUUUGUUCUAUUCAGGCUAUUAUAUUUAUCAAGUUGCAUCAAGCAUGAAUUCCAUAUACCCAUAUAUUCAGUCUUUAAGGAUUCAUGGUCUUUUCUCUAGCCCAAAAGCCUUGCUCUUGGCAUAAAAUACAUUUUUUAGAAAAUAAGCUUUUAAUUUUUUUCCUUACAUGACAUUUGCUUGAUUUGAAAUCUAUUUUAUAAAAACAAAAGAUUAGAUGUAUUCUAGUGAUGUUGAUUCAGAGAUUAUUCAUAUGGCGCUUUGCAUAACAUUUCUGCAGAUUCUUAAUUUAAAUGGGAGGCAUUUGGAGUGCUCGGGAAGCAAUUAAGACAAAAAGUAUUAUCCUUUAUGUAUGAGAAAGACAUACUGUUAACUUAGUCAAAUAGAUCUUAUUCCCACCUAAUUCACGAGACAUGAAUUUUUUGUCAAUCUAUGUGGUGUAGAAUCCAGAUUCUUUUGGCAUUCAUCUUUCCUUCAACAGUUCACAAGGGAAGCUCUGUGCUCAUCCUCCUUUAGCCUCUAUGUUUCUAGUUUUUAUAGUUUAAGGUUUUUCGCACUUUUCAAAGCUGAUAUCAAUUGUGUUAAGUUUGAUCUUCAGAGGAUCUUCACAGGAUUUCUACUUUAGGCUUCAGAGUUUGUAAUUUUGUGGUUUAGGAUUCACGCUCUUUUCAAUGCUUAUGUUGAUUAUAUUAAGAUUGGUCUUCAUACCACUUGGGUUUUAAUCUCUUAGCCUUGGAGUUUAGGGUCUAUUCUAGGGUUUUUUUUGUUUUCUUAAAUGACCUGUGAUUCUAUGAUUGUCUCUCUGAUUCAUCUUGAUUUAAUUCGUUAGGUACUACUGCAUGUUAGUUCCCUUGACCCUUCCUGUGCUGGUCGUUGCGGUGUAUUUCCAUUGGCUUAGCAUGAAGCUCUUCAAGCAUGCAUAA
Molecule: messenger RNA, 1142 nt
Organism: Spirodela intermedia
Lineage: Eukaryota; Viridiplantae; Streptophyta; Magnoliopsida; Alismatales; Araceae
Source: the annotation of a GenBank genome assembly